This is a messenger RNA of Neurospora crassa OR74A, 3392 nucleotides long. RefSeq lists its product as hypothetical. The record is from RefSeq and is a predicted model, not a curated record. The transcript is spliced from 2 exons. Lineage: Eukaryota; Fungi; Ascomycota; Sordariomycetes; Sordariales; Sordariaceae. The coding region runs from base 773 to 1681 and encodes 302 amino acids.
CCGGCGGAAAGAUGCAGAAGGACGGAGCCACAGACCCGGUCCGUGAAGUUGAUCUCCAGCCAUUUCAGUCUGGUUCCAUGAUCGAUGUCGCCCAUCUUCUCCCUUAUCCACUCACCUCACCCCAGUUGCUCUUUCGCUCUCCUUCUGCCCGCUUUCUUCAGCAACCUAUUCUAACCCUCACAUUCGCUUUUCAUUACCUAUCCAGACCGUUCGCUCCGUUCGCUGUUCCCAGCAUCCUCAUCAUCCUGGAUACCCGUCUCUCGCUUAUCUGAUCCUGUCGCUGUCUAGCAGUCGAAUCAUUCCGACGCGAAGCAAAGUUUUUCAGCUAUCCCAUCGGCUCUCAAGUCACAAUUUCUCACCGGCAACGUCCAUCCAUUCCAUUGUUCGGUUAGCAGCCAACCGCUAGUUUAGUGCUCAAGUCCCAGGCUCCCAGCAUUAGGGGUUGGUCCACCGCGCUACCCGCACACCAAGACAAGCGUCGUACCACGAUUUCUCUGUCGCUCAGACUCUUCAAGCCACCAUCGACGAGGACGAGUACCACAACACCCAAAAGCUAUUCUCCGACGUUAAACAGCUUUGUAUAGUGCAACUGCCGUGCAGCUAUUCUAUAUACUUUAUUUUGGGGUGAAACCUCUUUUUUUGGAUAUCGGGCUUGGAUUGAUAUUGGUCGCUCGGACCUCCUACUCGGGCAUAUUCAUCUGAACGCCUGCUGCAGACUGCAUAACGUACUGCAUAUAACACAUCCUCACCACCAUCAACAAAUACCAACACUAUGAGGACAUCACUCUCUGUUAGCCAACUGGCCGUCGCAUUGCUCUCUUUGUCACCUAUUGCGUCCGCUUCUGGGCUAUGGCCCAGGUUUCUUCCAGAGAUUGACUCCCUUGUCGUGAGGGCAGACCCAGAGCCAGCAUCUUCCGAAGCGCCAGCACCAACAGCGACAGCGAAAGACACGGCGAAGCCUACAGGCAGCGCCAGCGAUAACCAAGAUGCCACAACCACCGCGCCCCCCACCACGACGAAGAAGGGGGGCCCAGUAAGCACCAACUACAACACCGGCCUGCUCUCCGAAAGUGACUCCGGCACCGGCACCGGCACCAAGACGAAGACGGGUACCAAGGCCACAACGACCAAGCACAAGACCUUCGACCCGCGAGACCCGCCAGGCUCCAUCACCAUGAUCACCCCCUCGGCCUUCGCCGGCUCCCAGCUCUACAAGAUUGGCGACUACAUUACGUGGGGCUGGAACUACACCAACGUUCAGGCCACGCCCACGGCCGUUGACGUGCUCGUCUCGUGCAGGGACGCCUCGGCGACCUGGACGCUCACGCAGAACAUGACCUACGCCACCCCGGGCUCCUUCACCUGGGACACGCAGGCUUACCAGACCCAGAACGUUGAGAAUCCGCUGCUGGUGGAUCAGUACACGCUGAUCAUCUACGACUCCGACUCGAGCUUCACCGCAACCCCCGAGGCUGGCUAUCUCGCACCCUUCGCCGGCUUCACCUUUACUCUGUACACGCCGCAGCCGUACACCCCCCUUUCCAGCGGCUGGGUGUGCGCGACCUGCAGUGGCGGUGUUUCUGAUAUCGAUAAGCGGGCGUUCGGCGCGGUGGUGGCCAUGAGCGUGGUCACGGUUUUCAGCUUCACUUGGUUCGUUACCGGGUUUGGCGGACUCAUUUGAGAACCUACUCUCGAAUUGUUGGUUGACUGGAAUAUGUUGAUGACAAAAAAGAAUAAAGGACAAAUGAGGCUCUGACUUACCGAUCAAACUAUGCUGAAUCAUGUGGAGCUGGAACUGGAAGAGACGCGAGGGACUAUGGAAGGAUAACGGCCGUGGUAUGGAAUGGCAUGGAGGGUGGAAUCUUUGGCUAAUGUUUUUGUAAUAGAGUCUGUUGGAUGGUUGAAUUUUGUUUUGCUUGCGAGAAGAAAAGGAAGGAGUUGAGCGUGUGUUGGCAUUGCUUUCUGGCCUUUCUGGUCGCUAAUCCCAUGUUUCCCGCCAGUCGGUCACAGUCGGUCAGCAAGCACGCAGUACGCCACAUAUACGCACAUAAUCAUUGAAUGGAGUCGAGUCGAGUGUGUUUACGCGCAAACGGCAAUGGAUGCGGCGUCGGUUUUUGUCUUUUGGCUUAUGCUAGGAAUUGCUUCCAUGAAUGAAAAGGAGCAGGAGGAGAACAAGACAUGGGGAAAGAGAAGUUGGAAGCGAAGCAUAAAUGUCUGUUGAAUUGGGAGAAAAAGACAUUGCAUUAUCCGUUCGCUUUCAUGAGAGCCUCAAUAUGAAGGUGGAACCUGACACGAUGAUUCAUUCCUGUGUGCUGUAUCUUGACGUCGCUGUAUAUGGCCGGUAUCAUCGACCAUAUCAUUAUUGCUCAAGAAGACGGUGCGAGGGUAAACGCCAUACCUCGAAUAUAGUAUCGUGCGGCUGUAACUAUACGCCAGCAUCCGGGUCUCUACUUUCUUCCGCCCAACUGGAUAGAAUACAUACAGAUCGCAGGUUGUAGCAUACGGAAACACAAAUGCUGCCGCCGUCCCAAUCAGUCUAGACACAUCUGUACCUGGCUCGUCUAAUGUUGUCCGAUGACUUGUCCGUCGUCUCACAUUAUACAUUGAUGGAACUAAUAAUUUCCCUAAACGCUGCAACGCCCAUCAACCCUCAAAACACUCAGGUCCACCAGAGACGGACAAGAAACAAACACGCUCGCAACCCAUUACGUCCAAUCCUUCCACAACACAAAACCAAGCCUUGUCCCAUACCCCAGCCCUAAACCAUUCUCAAACUAAACCCCCCACCCCUCUCCUCCCUCUCCCUCCCACUCCCGAAAAUCCCACCCAGCGAACUAAAAUCCACCUGCCCUAAAUCCUGCACCUUCUGGCCCCGCUGGGGCGCAUUCGGCGUCUCUCUCCGUCUUCUCUUUUCCUGACCCGCUUUGCUGGGGAAAGUAGGGAACAUGGCCUCCUGUUUCGGCUUCGGAUCCUGGCGAAAGUAUUCGUGCUCCAGCAUUUCCGACGCUGUCGGGCGACGGGAGGGGUUUAGCGAUAAGAGGGAGGCAAGCAAAGAGACGCCGGCGGCGGUUAGAAGCGGGAAUUUGGCGCGGAUUAGGCCCCCCGUGGAAGGGGGUUUAGAGGAAGAAGAAGAAGAAGAAGAAGAAGAGGGCAAGCGUAAAGAGCGGGCGUUGGGUAGACGGCGGAAACCGGGCCAUGACUCGUCUGUUGGCAAGCCGCAGAGUUCAAAGAUUUUGGUGAGCUCGUCGACUUCGUUUUUGCCUUGCAGUAAGGGUUCGCGGGUAAGAAGCUCGCCGAAGAUACAGCCCACGGACCACAUGUCGAUUUCGGGCCCGUAGCGGGCCGCGCCGAGGAGGAGUUCCGGAGCGCGGUACCAUAGCGUGACGACCAGC